UCUUGGUUGUGCUUUGCUCAGUGUUCCAUGAUCUGAAAUAUUUGUUUACCCACAAUUUGUAGUGUAACGUCGUUGCACAAUUGCUUUAACUUUGACCAGAGCGAUUUGGGCCAACGUUACAAUGGCGUAAAAUGGGAACCCUGUUCUGUAAUUCCACCAUCGCGGCAGUCAACGGUCACCUGCCCACACGCUAAACUGCGUCAGACUGAAUACAGUGACAAUGACAUUCGCCGAUAAUGUUGGCUAGUUAGCUUUAGCAACCUUACAAACGUUGUUCUGACAAAAUUCGGCGUUAGCUAUCUAACUAACUAACUAGCUAGCUAGUAACGAGAUUAGUCAUUGGUUCCACAGUCGUCAGGUUAUAGCCUGCUGCCUUAGCUAACAGCAAAUAGCUAGCUAACUGACGUUCGGUGCCUGUAGUCGGUGUUCAGACUGAGGGUUAUGUUAGGUAGCUUGCAAGUUAUUUGCUGUAUAGCCACUCGGUAAGCGUGAUAGUUUGUAGUUUAGGUGAAGUUGGCUAUGUAUGUGGUCGAUAUUUCGCCAAGAUGGGUUUUACGGAAUAUCGAUAUACUGUCGUGUUUGUCCAUUCUGAGCAAGCGGUUACGAUAACGUUAGCUUGUCAGCUAAUUCAUGAGAACACUUUCGCGAGCUAGUUUUCCAUUUCGAUUGCUGUCUUGGUGAGCAGUGUAUUUUCAAACGCAUCUAGCUAACGUUUGCUAAGUUUGGUUGUGCCGGUGGAGUGAGUCGUGGUCAAACAUGAACCUCCUUGAUUGAGGCACAAACACGGUUUAGUGUUUUGCCUUGCAGCCUGUAGUUAUCCUCAGCAGAGCCAUGCCUGAAGAGUAAAGUCCAUCCUUGCUUAGAGCAAUAAGUAAUAAACGAAACGAAACGCUUCUCCAUGAUUCUCCAUGUAGUCCCCUCUCUGCGCAUCCUGCUGGAGUGAAACCACAUCCAGAUAGGUUUGCCCUGUCACGUCAACUUGUCCACAAAAAUGCCAGUCCACCAUAGCAUGCCCAACACCUAGAGUCCCAUGCGUCCAGUCAGCGCGGAGUCGGACGGUCCUGCUCCUGAAAGCUACUUGAGCCCCCUCCUCCCAGGCCCCCUUCCCGCCUCUGAGAUGUCUCUCCUCCACUCGCUGGGCCCCGUGCAGAGCUGGCUUGGGCAGGAGCUGGAGAAGUGUGGGAUCGAUGCCAUGAUCUACACCCGCUACGUGCUUAGCCUGCUCCUGCACGACAGCUACGACUACGACCUGCAGGACCAGGAAAAUGACAUCUUCUUGGGUUGGGAGAAGGGUGCUGGUAAGAAAUGGGGAAAGAGCAAGAAGAAAGUGGGGACGGAUCUGAGUGUGGAGGAAAUGAAGAAACAAGCUGCCGUGCAAUGCCUGCGUUCAGCAUCUGAUGAAAACUCUGGAAUUGAAAGUUUGGUCGAGGAGCUUUGCUCCAAACUCAAAGAUAUCCAGAACAAACAGAAAGAAGAAAAGCAAGCUAAUAAGAAAUCUGAUGGCUCUCAGUCUCCAGAUCUUGCUGAAUCCCCGUCUUCAAAAGACCAGGUGGAAAUGUACUAUGAAGCCUUUCCACCUUUGUCUGAGAAACCUGUUUGUCUUCAAGAGAUAAUGACGGUGUGGAACAAGGCCAAAGCGUGCACAUACUCCAGUUCAUCAUCCUCCGCAGCCCCUCAGACGAGCACCGACACCUCAUCACCGAAAGACUGCAACAGCGAGGGCGAAGCCGCCAAGGACAAGAUGGCCGAGGCGUGCGGCACCGUCAACGAGAAGACCCAGCAGCGACGCAGCAAAAAGGAAAAGGAAAACCGAUUCUACAACAGCGCAGCAGAGGAAAAAGCCGUCCCCAGCAAGAGGCAGACGAGGCACAGGUCCGAAGGGAAGUUCCGCCCACGCUCCUGGUCCUCCGGUUCCAGCGAAGGGGGCUCCAGCUCCAGCGGGAACCAGGGCGAAUCGAAGACAUCUGCCAAGUCGGCCAGGAUCAGGCACAAAUCGAGGGAGGCCAGCAGAAGCAAAAGGGGGCGCAGCGGGCAGGUGAAGUUGGCUCUGAAGGCCAUCGACAAAGAGGAGCGCAGGAACGCGGGUGGAAGCAGCAGCAGUACCGGUGGCCCCACAAAACAGAUGCAGCUCUACAAAAAGGGGAAGAGGCCAUUGAAAGAGAUCCGAAAAGAUCCCUGUGGAGAAGCGAGAGAACCUGGUUACGAGGUGAGAAACAGAAAGGAAUACAUGGAGGAGCCCCUGUGGUACACGGAGCCCAUCACAGAAUAUUUUGUACCUUUUAGCAGAAGGAGCAAACUUGAGACGAAGUACCGCAACAGGCUCGAUUCUCCUGACGGCUCGUCCGCGUCAGCCGAUGUAGAAAAGCUGUCUGAAAGGAUGCAAGGAAUUUGCAUCGCCAACUCGGAUUUCCAGAGAGCAUACCUCGCGGCCGGCACUUUCGUCGAUGGGCACUUUGUGGAAAUGCCUGGAGAAGUCGACGAGGCGGCUGAACUAAACGGGACCUCAAGCUGCCCUCCACCAGAGGAUGGUAGAGAUUUAGAUGAUGAGCAUCUGUCUGAAUUCACUCACUUCUAUGAAGUUGAUAUUUAUCAAUCCAUAUUGGAUCCUAGUGCCUCAGACUCGGUACAAGAGAGUCGGAUCUUAAGCAUGAUUCGACAAAAGAGCAAAGAGCAAAGAGACUUUGAGGCAGAAUGUUGUUUAGUGUUAGAUGGCCUUGAGCUGCAAGGGGAAAGUGCAAUAAGGGCGGAUUCACAAAGAUCCUUCGGAGCUGAUGGAUUCUUCAUGCAAGAUCUGGAAAACAUAGCUCAAGUUUGGGAAUGUUAUUCAUCUUCUAGUUCUGAAGAUAUAGAUGGAGAAAGCUUUGCUGGGGACUCCCCCAUCCGGCUCUCCCCUGCAUUGGACAACACAGUAUUCAAUGCAAGCAUGUUGCCCAUUAAUCCAGAGGAGUGUCUCCCUGAAGCCAAUGAAGCAGCAGGUUUGAAUUCUUCUUGCUUCUCACUUUUUGAGGUGCAGUACGAUAGCCCCACUCUUCCUUUUCCCUGCGACUCACUCACCGUCGGUCAUGACAACACUGAUUCUAGUAGCUGUGUAGAUCCACUUGGAAACAAACAGUCUCGUUUGCUAAUAUGGACCAAAAAUAGUGCCUUUGAUGAAACUGAACACUGUUCUAACCUUUCAACGCGAACAUGUAGUCCAUGGUCACAUUCGGAAGAAACGCGUUCAGAUAACGAGCAAAUUAAUGUGCAGCCAGAAGAGUCUGCUCAAUUCUGCAAAGAUGAGAUUACUUGUAUUAUCCCACCCAUCUCCACUAGAUACUUGGAGAAUGAACUCUUAGAUUUUUUACAAGAGGACAACGGCCGUCCGCAUGAUGACAGGAGCGUAGGCACAGCUUCCAGUCAAACCUUCAAAAAGAAAUCGAAAUUAGAGUCCAUUUGUGGAAUACCAUUAGAACAAGAGGAGGAGAGCAAACUGUACAGCGCUGGCAUCUUCACAGACAACACAAGCCAACAGAGUGACAACUACAGCUCAGGGAUAAUUAAGGACAUUUGGACAGCUAUUGGAGACAGAGAUUCUGUACUAACACUAGGAGGGGAGAGGCCAGACGAGGGGAUUUUCCCAGAUGACACGAGUAACUAUCCCUGCUGUUGCUUAGACGUGGAGGCAAAAGCAGGACCUGUUCAGGGGCCUCAGAAAAAGGCGAUACAGCGAUUAGAGUACCACCUGUGGGAGGGCCAGAAGGAGGAACACGGCCUGGCCAAAAAGGAGCUCUCCAAGGUGGAUGGUGGGGAUUACAUGACGCCGUCCAAGCCUUGGGACAUUAACCCAGAGAAGGAUAAUACGUUCAUCCUGGGUGGGGUGUACGGAGAGCUUAAGACAUUCAGCAGCGAUGGGGACAGCGACUGGGCUGUGGUGCCUCCGGGCGACGCGCGAGGCAGCCUGCUGCAGUGCGCCGCAGCCUCGGACGUGGUCACCAUAGCCGGCACUGAUGUGUUCAUGAACACUGGCAGCUGCUUCGCUCCCGGUCACAAGCCUCUGUGGAGGCCCCUGGUCUCCUUCGGGCAGUGCGAUCAAGCCAUGAAAGGAGGUGGAGAGGGAUUAAAUAAGGGAUUUUCUUUCAUCUUCCAUGAAGAUUUACUAGGAACCUGUGGUGGCUUCCGUGGUGAGGAACCGGGGCUUGAUUACCCAUUUUCGUCAUUUGACUUGAACAAUCCGUUCUCUCAAGUCCUUCACGUGGAGUGCUCCUUUGAGCCUGAGGACAUAGCCUCGUUCAGCCCGGGGUUCAAACCUAAGUCGAUUUUGUGUUCAGAUUCAGAGAGUGAAACUUUCCACCCGAGGAUAUAUGGUAUCAACAGGACCCAGUACAGGGCCAUCCGCAUUUCACCUAGGACUCAUUUUCGACCGAUCUCUGCCUCGGAGCUGUCCCCUGGCGGAGGGAGUGAGUCGGACGUGGAGUCCGAGAAAGAGGAGAUGAGUCUUCCUGUCCUCGCCCAGGACGUGUUUGAUGACCCUCAGGCUGAUCUCAAACCGCUGGAGGAAGACGCAGAGUGCGAGGGCCCCUAUUAUGGGAAGUCCGAACUGGAGUCUGGGAAGUUUUUACCCAGAUUAAAGAAGUCUGGCAUGGAAAAGAGUGCCCAGACUUCCUUGGAUUCGCAAGAGGGCUCCAGUGCCCUCUUGCCAAUAGCUGAGCAAGAGGUUUGCUUUGACUGCGAGAUGGAGGCUUCGAUGGUGAGCGGCGGAAUGGAAGAGUCCGCUAGAAAGAUGGAAGAGAUGGAAACUUGCAGAGAAAAAGAGGCACGCAAAUGUUCAGCAGUUGGUCAUAAUCCCAAAAAUGGGAAAACGUGUGACCUUGUUGGAGAUAUGCAGGAGUUUCCUGUGCUCAGUUUAAGUGCACAGGCCACCACUGUCAGCCAGCAGGAAGAGUGCUGGUGGCAGAACACUCUCUGUUCACCUCUAUUCCCAGGAUCUCAGUGUACAGGGAGCAGCAACAUGUGAGUCCCCCUGGUCUGGGGAGGGGGGAGCUUUGGGCCACAACGUCAGCCUUCCGGAGUUUGCUUUUCUCUUGGGACGGCUCCAGUUCUGGCCAGAGUGUCAUAGCCAGGAGACCUGUGGGCUAACUGCACCAAGGACCCCCUCUCCAAAACCCGAUCUCUAACCCUGCUGAUUUUCACUCACUAACUUGAAGCUAGUGUUAUCAACAACAAAAAAAUGAAAAAUUUUGAAAAACUAAACAAAAAAAAAAAAAACCUUUAAUGUCUUCAGUUGAUGCUAUAUUUGAAGGCAAAUUUUUAGUUUUGUUUUAGUUAAUUUCUUCAGAAAUUAAUCUUAAUACAAAAAAAGAAAAAGUCACAGUUAGGCGUUAGGGACAAUCUUUCUUUCUCCUCAUCAGUUUUCCCAGUCUUUUUUGCUUUUGAACUUGGGAUACUGUUCGUUUUAGUGUCCGAAUGGUUGUGCAUGCCUGUCUUUCUAGUCUCACUGCUUCAUUUUCAGUGUAACCGCUACCAUUUGCAAGACCUAACUGUGAUAUUGUUUAAAAACACCAUCUGAAAACUCUGCUUCACAUCUUUCUUCACGCCUGGCAUACUGAAAAUCCUUUGUGUGCCACUUCGAGAUUUGGCAUCCAUUCCUUCAGUAGAACAGCACACUUUCUGAAUGCAGGGAUGAAGAAAGUGUGUUUGCAGGUUUUCACUGUGAAAAAUUGGCUCUAUCAUGAAACCACAGGAAUGCAAGGGUUCUUCUUGAUAUACAAAAUAAGAUUUUGACUGAUAGAUUCCUUUUUUUCUGAAGUAAUAGUCAUAGUAGAAUGGUUUGUGAAGCAAAAAAUGUAAAUCUUCCAAAAAAACAAAAAAUUUUAAAAAGAUUUGUAGAGCAAUUUAUUUUGCCCAGGGGAAAUAAAAUGUUCUGAAAAGUACAAACUAAGCAAUUGAAUGCUAAAAAACGUAAUGGAUUAAGAUAUAUUGGGAAUAAUGACCCUUUCCAGUUUUACUCCAUAUACACCAGGAGACUCUUGGGUUUAUGUCAUUUGAAAGACAUGUUUUGUAACCUCCACAGUACAGAAAGAUUGGUGCUAUAAAUACUCAAAAUUCUGUAGCAGUUACAGUUUGAUAUUGUGGAUGUGAUUUUUGUAGAUCCUGUAGUUUUGUUCGUCUCCAUGGCAGAGUGUAAGGAUCAGUUUAUAUAUAUCAUAUAUAAGAAAGAGAAAAAUAUCAUUGUGUGACUGCUGUAAUGGUUCUCGCUUUAUGUGGCUUGGUUUUCAUUUAAGAUACUUUUAAAAUAGCAAGUCUACACUUAAACACAAAACAGUUUUUUUUUUUUUUUUUUGAUAUUUCAAGGAAUUACAAGAAAUUCAGAAAGUCUCGCAAGAAUUGUUAUGCAAAGAAAAUCACCUAGAGACUAUUUCAUGUUUAAAGACUUCACACAUUGUAAAUGCAUCCGCUUCUGACGGAAAGGUCCGCAAGUAAGCUGAAAAAAUCAAAAGGCAAUAACUUUUUUUUAAUUUUUUUUUUUAUAUAUAUGAAGUACAUUUCUGACACUACCAAAAUUGCUAAAUAUAUUCAGAGACACGUGUUGUAGUUAAAAUGUAACGAAAGGGUAAUUUCACCAAGGUACAGAAAAUAUUUAUUUUGGUUUCUCUUUUGAGGUGUGUUUUGGGAACUUUUUUUCUCGGUAUACAGCAUCUUUGAUGCUUGUGCUUAUGUGCGUGUGUGUCUGCAUUCGGACUAGACUGGACACUGGUCUAGCUUUAACCGUGUGUGUAACAGUGACCAUGAGCCCAUGAUCAACUUUAAUGUUUUCACCCUGACUAGCAUAAAUGCCAUUUCCUACAUAACCCUAACUCACCCACAUACAGAUGGAUACACUACUACUACAGAAGGUUGGGUCAUGAUGGGACUGAUAUUUUUGUGGCCUGUGCCUUAGCAUUAUCGUCACCUUAAAAGUACAGUAGAUGUUAUGUGAACUUUAGGAUUCCAUUUUAUUUUUUGUAUUCUACUUUUUACCUUCCCUCCCUGAUAUGUCUUUCCUUGAACAUCUCAACAACCAAGCAUUUCCUUUUAAAGCCAAAAUAUUAGCAGUUUAAAAUAGAUUUUUUUUUCUUGGUGGAUAGUAUGUUAAAAUACUUUAAGGCACAGGCAAUUAAUUUAACACCCAUCAAGAAAUCAUUACGUUAAGAUCUACUCUACAGUUCUAGUAUAUGUAGGCCUACAUGUUCAUUUUUCAGUGUCUACACCCAAUCUAAUGCGCUGUCACAGGCUAAAGGGUGCACCCUUCAUCUCAUACAUUAAUUUUAUGAAACUCAUCUUGUCUCAAGUACUAAAGGAGAUUGUACAUAAACUCAGAAAAAGGUGAUGGUACUCUUGUCUUCCACUCCUUUGGUGAUUGUUUAGUGGUGGAAAUUGGUGUGAUAUCCACCAGUGGGAAGCUACAGGUGACUGUGAAGCUACAGGGAAGAAUAGAAUCUGAAAUUAUCGGUGUGUGUUUGUGUGUGUGUAUAUAUAUAUAUAUAUAUAUAUAUAUAUUAGACACACACAUUUUUAUAUGAAGGGGAAGUAAUGCUUCAGUCUGUGACUGUUCAUUAUUUAUUAAAAGCAUUAUAACACUUAAAGGAAUAUUUUUCAUUUUAGUUUUAUUGACAGAUUUCCUUUAGAAGUCGCAGGUGUUUCUCUUAAGCUUCCUGAAGCUAAUGUACAGCACUUAAAUUCAGAAUAACCUUUGGAACACACCAAGCCUUGACAUUGAAAGGCAUUCAAGAAGGCGUUCAAAGAGACUUUUCAAUGGGUUCUGAGCCAUAUGCAAUAUUGCAGAGCAUGCAACAGUAAAACAUUCAAGAGGAUCUAUUACAAGUAGUGUUCCACUCAGUUCAUUUUGCAUGAAACUUAUUUUUUAGUGCGGAAAAAAAAAAAAAACACUUAAGGAGUGUUUCAAAUAGAAGCUGCAUGCUAACAUCACACUCCAGCACCUUUUUGAGUUCAGUGAAAACAAAAGUUAAAAAAUAAGAUAAAUAUAAAAAACUAUACAAGAGGGGUAGAGCAGUGAUUGUUUUAUUUCAUUUUAUUUUGUGGGUUUGUGUGUGUGUUUUGUGUGCAUUUGCGUGCGUGCGUGUGUAUGUGAGUGAGAGAGACCAAGUCACAAAGCACUUAAAUUGGAGUUUGAAGGAAUGUGCAUUGAUUUUUUUUUUUUUUUUUUCUUCCUCUUCAUGGUUAGGGUUUUGUGUUAAUGGACAACAGUGGAGGGGUGUGCAUUAGAAACCAUAUUGCUGAAGCUGGCUGUUGAGUUGUGAUUGCACUGUGGUCAAAAGAACAUGGCAUAUCCAGCACUGAAACCCUGAUUUCUCAUUUCUCCAUUUCUCAACACCUUCCCAUCCUACCCCCCUGUUUCAAGUGGUUGUAUUGUUCCAAUUUCAUGUACACCCCGAGUAAAUUAUUUUGUUUCAUUGUGGAGUUUCUUAACGACUAAUAAAGGAAUAAACCAGCUCA
Molecule: messenger RNA, 8472 nt
Organism: Anguilla anguilla (European eel)
Lineage: Eukaryota; Metazoa; Chordata; Actinopteri; Anguilliformes; Anguillidae
Product: KIAA0232 ortholog
Exons: 8
Coding region: 1031-4993 (1320 amino acids)
Source: RefSeq, a predicted model, not a curated record